GACCACGAUUUUGCAAUGAGACCCGGAUUUGGAGGUAAAGCAGUAUCUGUUGGUAUAGAUGUGCAAGUUGAAAGCAUUGACAGCAUUUCUGAAGUUGAUAUGGACUUUACAAUGACUUUGUACCUAAGACACUACUGGAAAGAUAGCAGACUCGCUUUCCAAAGUUCCACCAACAGAAGUAUGACAUUUGAUGGAAGAUUAGUCAAGAAAAUUUGGGUUCCAGAUGUGUUUUUUGUUCACUCCAAAAGUUCUUUCAUACAUGACACAACCAUGGAGAACAUCAUGCUAAGGGUAUAUCCAGAUGGCAACAUCCUGUACAGUUUAAGGACUACGGUCACUGCCACGUGUUCAAUGGAUUUUAGCAGCUUUCCCCUUGAUACUCAGAACUGCUCACUGGAGCUCGAAAGUUAUGCUUACAAUGAAAAAGAUCUAAUGCUGCAUUGGAGUAAUGAAAAGGAACCACUGAAAACAGAUGAACAGAUCUUACUGGCUCAGUUUUUUAUCCAAGAAUUCCGUGCAUCAAGUGGACUUGCAUUUUAUAGCAGUACUGGUUGGUACAACAGAUUGUUUAUUAAUUUCAUCCUGAGGAGACACAUUUUCUUUUUUCUUUUACAAACAUACUUUCCAACCAUGUUAAUGGUCAUGUUAUCUUGGGUUUCUUUCUGGAUUGACAGAAGAGCAGUCCCAGCUCGGGUUUCACUGGGAAUAACGAUUGUUUUAACUAUGACAACGAUUAUAACUGGAGUGAAUGCAUCAAUGCCUCGAGUCUCUUACGUUAAAGCUGUGGACAUCUACCUCUGGGUCAGCUUUCUCUUUGUCUUCCUUUCUAUAAUUGAAUAUGCAGCUGUAAACUAUCUAACCACCAUCGAAGAAAGGAAAAAGAUGAAACAGAGAGCGAAGUUUUCAGAUUCCUUUAGGUUGAAUCAGACACAAACUAUGGCUUUUGAUGGCUGCUAUCAUGAUAGUCAGCUGGAUGUGUCAGACUAUGGUGAAGCUCGUUUAAGCGUAGCAAAUACUGAAGCCAGAGAACGUGUAUCCUGUUCAAAUCCAGAUGGUCAACAGUUGAGAAGAAAGAAAUCUAUUAAGGGGAACGUCACUGCAGUUAUGAUAAAAAACAAUCAUGUUAUUGAUACUUACUCGAGGAUUUUAUUUCCUACAGCAUUUAUUCUUUUUAAUUUUAUUUAUUGGUGCUUAUUUUCAUAA
Messenger RNA from Hemiscyllium ocellatum (epaulette shark), 1203 nucleotides. Its product is annotated as gamma-aminobutyric acid receptor subunit rho-3-like. Lineage: Eukaryota; Metazoa; Chordata; Chondrichthyes; Orectolobiformes; Hemiscylliidae. Gene Ontology annotation, biological process: nervous system process; monoatomic ion transmembrane transport; signal transduction. The transcript is spliced from 8 exons. Gene Ontology annotation, cellular component: synapse; GABA-A receptor complex; neuron projection. The record is from RefSeq and is a predicted model, not a curated record. Bases 16 to 1203 code for a protein of 395 amino acids. Gene Ontology annotation, molecular function: neurotransmitter receptor activity; GABA-A receptor activity; extracellular ligand-gated monoatomic ion channel activity.